Messenger RNA from Manis pentadactyla (Chinese pangolin), 2759 nucleotides. RefSeq names its product alkaline ceramidase 1 (gene ACER1). Gene Ontology annotation, biological process: ceramide metabolic process. Gene Ontology annotation, cellular component: membrane. Lineage: Eukaryota; Metazoa; Chordata; Mammalia; Pholidota; Manidae. The record is from RefSeq and is a predicted model, not a curated record. The transcript has 6 exons. Gene Ontology annotation, molecular function: hydrolase activity, acting on carbon-nitrogen (but not peptide) bonds, in linear amides. Bases 700 to 1365 code for a protein of 221 amino acids.
GUCUGGGGUCCGAGGUCAGGGGUCAUAGAAGGAUUUGAGCCAAGGUCGUGGUUUUAAAGUCGUCUAGGAUUAGAGGUUAACUAGUCGGGUUGAGACGAACGGGUCAAAGGUACUGAGGUCAGGGGAGUGACGUCAAGGCCAUCAUUAGGGAGUGGGACCAAGUUUGUGGAGUUAGGGGCUUCGGUCUGAGGUCAAAAUGAGGCAUCACCCAUUUCCCCCAUCUACUGGGUCAUUCCCGCUAGCGGGCCGGCUUCCACCCUCUAAAUAAAACAAACCCCCAAAUCACUGUUCCUCUAAUGCUAGAGUCGGCGUAUCACUAUUUUGCGCCUUUAUUGGAAUAUUUAGUGGGUCAGACAAGACUCUUCGUGGGCUCCUAACUUGUCAACAUGAGGGACAGGCCACUUCAGGGUCUCGUGGAAGCACACACCUCCAGCCAGGAGGUCACUUGCCGAAAGGUGGAACCCAAAUCUGAUCAGACAGAUUACUUCUGAGUUACGGGAAAUACAGGGACUGCUGUCACAGCGCUGCUCGGCCCCAUCAUCAACCUCCAGGGGGUUGGGAAGUCCACCGACGACCCUGUUUCUCUGAGUGAAUUCCAAGAAGAGAGAAGGAGGGAGAGGGACAUCAAGGGGAAAUCUUCAGAUAUCAUCAACCAGUUGCAAGUUCAGCAAUGUCACCUUCUUCAUAUUUGGGCCUCUCAUGAUGUUUCUGAUGCACCCCUAUGCCCAGAAACGCUCCCGCUACUCUUAUGUCACCUUUAUCCUCUUCAUGGUUGUAGGCCUCUUCUCCACGUACUUCCACAUGACCCUCAGCUUCCUGGGCCAGCUGCUGGAUGAGAUCUCUAUUCUGUGGCUACUGGCCAGUGGUUACAGUAUAUGGAUGCCCCGCUGCUACUUUCCCACCUUCCUGGGGGAGAACAGGUCCCGGUUCAUCUGCUUCAUCGUUGCCACCACCGUGGUCAGCACCCUCCUGUCUUUCCUGAGGCCCAUGGUCAACGCAUAUGCCCUCAACAGCAUCGCCGCGCACAUCCUCUACAUCGUUUUCCACGAGUACAAGAAGACGAACAAUAAGGAGCUUCGGCAUUUAAUGGAGGUCUCCGUGGUUCUGUGGGCUUUUGCGUUGACCAGCUGGAUCAGCGACCGCUUGCUCUGCAGUUUCUGGCAGCAGAUUAAUUUCUUCUACAUGCACAGCAUCUGGCACGUGCUCAUCAGCAUCACCUUCCCCUAUGGCAUAGCCACCAUGGCCAUGGUGGAUGCCAGGUACGAGAUGCCAGACCAAACCCUCAAAGUCCGCUACUGGCCUCGGGACACUUGGCCCGUGGGGCUGCCCUACGUGGAAGUCAGCGCUGAUGACAAGGCCUGCUGAGGUCUGCUGGCUUCUCGACUACCGAGCCACCUGGCCACUCCCCUGAGGGGCCUGGAUCGGGAGUCUGAGAGGCACUCAGAAUUCCCUCCUCCAGCUCGCUUUCCCCGUGUCCUCCUUGUCCUGUGCGGCAGGGCCUGGGCUUUGUGACCCCUCUGUGCAGCACACCAGUGAGCCCGGGGGCUGCCUGCCAGAGCUCCCUUCCCUGACCGGGCCCUGUUCUCUUCCAUUUCCCUCUUUGUGUUCCGGGCUUCCCCACUGGGACAUGACCUAGGGGGCUGGACCUGGCCUCUCCUGGGAAUGACCUCAGGCUGGGGCUUGGUCCCCAGCCACCUAACAGACAGUGGCGGUCACUACCAGACUCUUUGGACCUGCCUUUGGCCGUGCAAUGUCCCUCAUACUUAGGGGGCAUCCCAGAGAUUGGAUCUAUUUUUCUGUCACCUCAUUCUACACUCACAUGUGUGCAGAGACCUCACAGCCCCUCACACAUGCUCACACAUGUGCCCACACAGAUUUGUGGUACUGACUCACUGGUGGACAGAGGAGCGACACGGAGGCCCAGACUGGGUGAUCUGGGUGCUGUCAGAGCAUGGGCAUCAGGAUGGGAGCUGGGGUCCCCAGUUCUGCCUCUCAAAUUGGGGAGAAAAGGGAAGGAUGGUUUCCAUGGUGGUUAAAAGCACAGGGCUUGGUGUCAGGCAGACCUAAGUUUGAAUUCUGCCCACCAUUUCCUAUUUGUCUAAUAUGGAAAGUGAUUUUUCCUUACUCUGAAGCUCACACACCUUGUCGGAAAAAUGGAAAUAUUCCUUUGUUCAUGGGAUUUCUGUAUGGAUAAAACAAGAUAAUGUGUGUAAAGUGCUUAAUAUGGAGUCUGGCAAACAUCCAUCCAUCUACUAACCUUUAGUUUAUCCAUCUAUCCAUCCAUCUACCCACCCAUCCAUCCAUCCCACCCCUCCACCCAUCCAUCCAUUUUUUGAACUAUCCAUUUAUCCUUUAAUUUACACAUUCAUUAAUUUAUCCAUUAAUUCCUUUAUACUUUUCAUCUUUUUAUCUACCUGUACAUUCACUAAGGUGUCCAUCCAUCCAUUGAACCACCCAUUCAUCUAUCCAUCCAUCGACCCAUUUAUUCAUUACUCACCCAUCAUCCAUCACUCAUUAUCCCUCCCUCCAUCCAUUUAUCCUGUUACCCAUCCCCCACCCAUCCAUCUGUCUAUACUUAGCCAUCCAUUUAUAUUGAUUUAUCCAUCCAGAUCAUUCAGUCAUUCUAUCCAUCCAUUUAUACAGUUAUAUAUCUACCCUCCCAUCCAUCCAUCCAUAGCCAUCUAUCGUAUCCAUUAAUAUAUUUUCCCACCUAAUCAUGCAUUCAUUCAUCUCUUCAAUAAAUGUAUAUUGAGUUAUUA